Ilex paraguariensis (yerba mate) is the source of this 567-nucleotide messenger RNA. Lineage: Eukaryota; Viridiplantae; Streptophyta; Magnoliopsida; Aquifoliales; Aquifoliaceae. The record is from the annotation of a GenBank genome assembly.
AUGUUGCGCCUAACACGUCGUCUCGACCAUCAUCGGCGCUGGCGUCCUCGCCUACUUGAGCUCCUACGACCUCCCUUGAGAUGUCCUCUCCAUGGUUGGCUCACCUAUGUGCCCAAACCUAUAGCACCUCAUCCUCUUGGGCCACCACACCGGGAAGCGCACAAGGAGUCUCGUUCUCACCUCAUCAACCCCGACUUACCUCCACGGUUUGCAUCCAGCACCCCUGGCGCCUUCCUCUCAACGGCACCCAUGGUGCUGUGCCCUGGCGCUGUCGCCCAUCUUCUGCAGCUUGGAUUGCCUCAUCAGGCAGCGCCCAAGGCGCUUCAUCUUCAUCAACCUAGGUCACCACUCCACCCAUGCCUCCUCUUUCUGUCAACACCACACCAGCGAGCUCCUGACCGCUUGCCUCAGCACCAAUUGCUCCAUCGCCAUGGAUACCGGUGGAUCUUCACAUCUCUUCUCCUUCACUUAACAUCAUCCCUAAGCACAAAACUUCGAAUGGGAUCACAAAUCCUCCCUCUUGCUUUUGUUCUUGAAAACCUCACUAGAAGCGCUAUCUCAAAAUGA